GCGGGAGAAGACAGACGAUUCCCCGCCAAGAGGCUUCUGACGGGCGGGAGAAGACAGACGAUUCCCCGCCAAGAGGCUUCUGACGGGCGGGAGAACACAGAUGAUAAGCAAGGGUACGUCCUCCGACGUGGCAUAUCUGGUCAUUAGCACAGUUACCGCGUGGCAAGAAAUCGCGAAGAGCAAAAGCGGGAGCAGCAAAAGCAAAAGCGAGCGAAAGCGGGAGCGGCAAAAGCAAAAGCGAGCAAAAGCGGGAGCAGCAAAAGCAAAAUCCGGACCAGCAAAAGCAAAAGCGGGAGUAGCAAAAGCGAAAGCGGGAGUAGCAAAAGCAAAAGCAAAAGCAAAAGCGGAAGCAGCAAAAGCAAAAGCGGGAGCAGCAAAAGCGAAAGCGGGAGCAGCAAAAGCAAAAGUGGGAGGAGCAAAAGCGAAAGCGGGAGCAGAAGCCAGAGGAGAAUCUGCAGUUCGUACGUUUUCUCCCUCUUCUUUGGAGGCGAGGACGUCGUUGAAGGGGAGCUAUGAUGGUCUGUCACAUGGAUCAAAGAGGGGUAGGACAAGGCAGGGGCUCGCUGCCACGUGUCAAGACGUGAGUCGAGGGCGGGGUUGCGAGCGACACCCGCUCCUUCAUCGAUGGGGUGUUCGAGGGGGGGAAGAAGGGAGAAGGAGUCAUAUACAGGGGGAAACGGCAGACGAUUGCCUUUGGAAAGGGUUGCCGGCGACUAAGGGAUGGGGGGGGGGGAAGUGCCCUCGGGAGAAUGUCUUGCUGGGGGGCAGCAGCUACCGCGCUCAGCUUUCCGCAGCGCGCGCGGGGCAAAGUUUCGACUCUCUGCCGGGACACUUGGGCGCGGGGCAAAGUUUCGACUCUCUGCCGGGACACUUGGGCAAUCCUCCGUUCCCUGACAAUGUCAUGAUGAGGGGCUCGAAUGGCGAUGGCGGGAGAUCGGCCACGAAUAUGACGAAGAUGACAAGGUUCGUGGAGAGGGAGAGAAGGCCGGCGUGUCCCUCACUUUACGUCACCAAGGGAUAUUGGAACCGUCUUCCUCCUGCCUUCUCGCACAAUAUGGCGCGAUCUUUCUUCUGGCCCUCCGGUGAUGAUCUGCGAUUAGGCGGAACUUCACCGUUCGUUCCCUUUGUCCGAUUAAAGACGUCAAGCUGCGAGCCCAUGAUGAUAAUGAAUGGUAACCAAAAACGCUCUUCCUCUUCUUCUUCUCCUUCUCCUCCUCCUCCUCCUCCUCCUCCUCCUCCUCCUUCUUCUUCUUCUUCUUCUUCUUCUUCUGCGGCUGCUGUUGCUGCUGCUGCGGCUUCUGGUCCGUCGUCUUCUGCUUCUGCUGCUGCUGCUGCGGCUGCUUGGAACGGGGAGGCAGUGGCGGGAGUUGUAGCAUAUAAUGGCGCCAAAUUAGCAGGAGCAUCUGCGAGGUCGUCCAUGCUUGCCGCGUCUCGUGGUGACAACGGUGAUCCGCGGGAGAUUCAGCUCCCUAAUCCGUCGAUGAGCUGCCAUUCCGUCUCGACGAAAUCUAUGAUAGAAACGGCGGCGACAUCGAGUAAGCAGAGCAAGCAGGGGCCUGCUGUAUGGUCGGAGGCCGACGAGUAUUAUGCAGACGUAGGUGGAAGGAGGGUGUUGAACGAGUCGCAGCUUCGCCGCCCGUUCGCUGAGACUUCUGUGCGCAUGGGUGGAAGGUUCCCCUCAGAACACGCUACCUCGGAAGAGACGGAGAAGGGGGAGGGAGAGGGGGAGACGCGGGCGGCGGAGGAGGAAGACGAGAUUCCCCACGUGUCAUCGUCGAGCGCCACGUGGCAGUCGCGGCGUACGUUGACACGAUCCCGUUCCUCUGGUGAUGAGGAGGAAGAGUGUGACGAGUCGUUAUCGUCGUCAGUCCGGAGUGGAAGGGCGAAAUCUUUUUCCGUUUUAGGUAGAUCAGCAGCAGCAGAGCGUUUGCGAAUUAGCAAAGUGAGGGAGUGUACCACUACGGGGAUUGAGGAGGAGGAGGAGGAGGAGGAGGAACAGACGACGUCGAGUAGUGCCGAGGUCAGCACUGACACGAUCGCUGCCAUAGUGACGGCGGUGGCAGGGCAGCAGGGUGCUGUCGCGAUCGUUCGCCUCUCGGGUCGGGAUGCCAUAGCUAUCACUUCGAGAGUCUUUCAACCCGCAAGAAAACGACGAAAGGCAGGAGGUAAUGCCACGUGGCGACCGGAGAGCCAUCGAGUGGAGUACGGUACUGUGGUAGAUGGCGACGGUCGCCCCGUGGACGAGGUAAUCGUGGUACCUAUGCUUGCUCCGCGAUCAUACACGAGGGAGGAUGUGGUGGAACUGCAGUGCCAUGGAGGAGAGGUGUGUGUCUCGCGCGUCUUGCAGGCCUGCUUAGAAUGCGGGGCUCGCUUAGCUAAGCCUGGGGAAUUCACUCUCAGAGCGUUUCUGAACGGCCGGUUGGACUUGACGCAGGCGGAGUCUGUCGCCGAUCUAGUGACUGCACGCACUAGCCAAGCGGCGGACUCCGCUCUUGCAGGGCUGAAGGGAGGAAUGUCGUCGAUCAUCCGUUCCUUGAGAGCGGAGUGUAUCGAUCUGCUGGUGGAGAUGGAGGCUAGGUUGGAUUUCGAUGACGAACUUCCUCCCUUCGAUCCGACGGUGCUGGCUCAACGACUAACCGCCAUGUGGAAAGAGGUCCAAAGAGCUCUUUGCACUGCUAAGAGAGGGCGUCUUCUGCAGUCUGGCAUGGAAGUUGUCAUCGUAGGCCGGCCGAACGUCGGGAAAUCCAGCUUGUUGAACACGUGGAGUGGUACGGAUCGCGCCAUCGUCACCGAGAUCCCGGGGACAACGAGGGACAUCGUAGAGUCUAGUGUCGUAGUUGGUGGGUUCCCUGUCAGACUGCUGGACACUGCAGGUAUCAGGGAGACUCAGGAUAAAGUAGAGAGUAUAGGAGUGCAGAGGUCCACGUCAGCGGCAGUUGAUGCUGACGUCAUCAUCAUGGUCGUCAGCGCCGCAGAUGGCUGGACGGACGCCGAUGACACUAUCGUUGAGCGAAUCUGGGGCUGCUGCACUGGAAGUCAUGAUCAUGCUACCGCUCCCUCCUCCUCGCCGCCUUCUUCCUCUUCUCCACUCCAUGGAGGUGUUUGGGAGGCCGGUUCCCUGUCUGGUCCGAUGUCCAUAGCAGCUGUUCCGGCCGAGGUCGGUUCCCAGGAGGAGGCCCAGCAGGUUUCCCAGUUUGCCAGGAGGCGGCGGCGGCCUUUGGCACCGGCCAUCCUGGCAGUGAACAAGGUCGAUCGAGCGCCAUUCCAUGCUGUGAGGGUUCCACCUCACGCUGCGGACGUGUUCAGAACCAUGGUUGCAACGAGUGCCACCGUCGGAUCAGGGAUCGACGAUCUCGAGAGGGCUAUCUUGGAUCUUGUGGGUGUGGGUGAUGUUGCGUCGGAUGGCCUUGGCUGGACGGUCAAUCAGAGACAGGCAGAACAGCUAGUCCGUGCGGGCGAAGCGUUGGAGAGGGUCAAGGCAAGCAUUGAGCAAAAUUUGCCAGUCGAUUUCUGGACCAUCGAUCUUCGCGAUGCUGCUCUGGCCUUGGGCCAGAUCAGCGGCGAUGACGUAGCUGAGGAGGUGCUCUCAGGAGUUUUCUCUCGUUUCUGUAUAGGGAAAUGAAAGAUAAACGAAGUGAUUGUGU
Messenger RNA from Chara braunii, 3644 nucleotides. NCBI's taxonomy places the organism in Eukaryota, Viridiplantae, Streptophyta, Charophyceae, Charales, Characeae. The record is from the annotation of a GenBank genome assembly.